AUGAAUACAAAUUUAAUUGCCAGAUUUUAAAAUAGUGCAGUAGUAUAUUAUGCUUAGAGAGGAUGGUAUUGGACAAAUAGAAUAGGAAAGUUAAACAUUUUGACAGCAGCAGCAAUAUGGUAUAUAUUUGGAGAGAGGUAAUGAUGAUGAGAUAAUGUUUUAGUUCAAUAGCAGGAACAUAAAGAACAACAUUAUAUAGACAUAAUUGGAUAUAGAAUCCAAAGCCUUCUCGUGUAAUAUUUGAGGAGAGAUGGUGA
Messenger RNA from Paramecium sonneborni, 257 nucleotides. The record is from the annotation of a GenBank genome assembly. Lineage: Eukaryota; Ciliophora; Oligohymenophorea; Peniculida; Parameciidae.